AUGCUUUCCUUCUUGCUCCGGUUGUUACGGUGGCACAGAUGCUGCUACAUCAGACCAAUUCUAUUCUUCAUUAUGGGCAUGCAGCAGCUCCAAAUGACAGGAUUUCCAGGUGGCUGUUUUUUUAUCAUUGCUCAUAAACGGGACCUUGGGACAUCCAAGACAACCUCUGUUCUGUUGCAAAUAAGGUUUACAACCAUAAAAAUCAUUAGCUCACACUAUAGAAACCAAAAUCAGCAUAUGUGGGGUCCUCCACAGCAUAUGAUGCCACCAUAUGCUGCUUUCUAUCCACAUGGGGGGUGUUUAUGCACAUCUUGUAGUUCAUCUUGUGGAAACAAUGAUGGGAACUCACAGGCAACAUAACUUGCAUCAUGCCUAUAUUGGUCAAUUUGCAUGUUUCCACUUUCCACAAAUAAAUGGUAACUCAUUUAUAAAACAGUGGGGAAACUGAAGGUACACUGAGGUCAAUUUACAUGUUUCCACUUUCCACAUAUGAUAGCUAAAACUAAGUUGAGCAGCUGUCAAAUACCAACAGAUGUGACUGAGCAAAGAAAAAAGCGGCUUUCAUCGAUUGAAAUCAUGUUUUACAACAGUCUUCUAUCCAUUCUUGGCGUUACUCAUAAUAGUUACUAGAGAAUUCUCAAGUUCAAUCUCAUUAUUAUAUGCAAAGG
Molecule: messenger RNA, 668 nt
Organism: Lactuca virosa
Lineage: Eukaryota; Viridiplantae; Streptophyta; Magnoliopsida; Asterales; Asteraceae
Source: the annotation of a GenBank genome assembly